Messenger RNA from Spodoptera frugiperda (fall armyworm), 1236 nucleotides. RefSeq names its product U6 snRNA phosphodiesterase 1. Gene Ontology annotation, biological process: U6 snRNA 3'-end processing. The record is from RefSeq and is a predicted model, not a curated record. Gene Ontology annotation, cellular component: nucleus. The transcript has 5 exons. The coding region runs from base 368 to 1129 and encodes 253 amino acids. Lineage: Eukaryota; Metazoa; Arthropoda; Insecta; Lepidoptera; Noctuidae. Gene Ontology annotation, molecular function: 3'-5'-RNA exonuclease activity.
AUUUUGACAAUUUGAGUUGUCACAUUUAACACAGUUGUCUUUGUUAAAUAUUUUCGUCUCUCUAAGCUGAAAGUAAAGUGUAAUAUAAAGUACGAAAUUUGUGCGUAAAUUGAAUUUGUGUGGGCAGAAUAAAACUCUCAUAUAAUUAUUACGCAUUCCAAUUUAUUUCGCUAUUACCUACGUUACGAUAAUCGCACGUACCUAGUAACUAUAGUGGUUUUGAACUUUUGUUUACUUCGUUGGUUAAAUUAUUAAUGUGAUAAUAAAGUGCAGGUACAGAACACCUGGUGUAAAAUAGGUAGGUUAUUUACUAGCAGAUAUUAUAAUAAUUAUAUCUGAAACCUCUGAUAGUUUCCUAAAGAAACUAAUGUCAUUAUCUUACAUAUGUGAAGAAUAUGGAUCCAAUUCAGAAGAUAGUGAUACUGACACAAUAGACCAUGGAACCAAUAAGAGACCUAAGCUACCCACACCUGAUUUGAGCAAAGUGGCUGUUGUCCCCAGUGAUACUCAUUUUGAUGAUCCACAGCUUCAUGGGGGCAGGUUGCGGUCAUUUCCACAUGUGAGAGGAAACUGGGCUACAUUUGUUUAUGUGAAUUAUCAUCAUCACACAGAAGCUGUUUUCAAUUUGUUAAAAAAAAUUGAGGAGGUUGUUUUAACUAAAGUGGACACAUGCCAUCGCUGUGAUGAUUUACAUAUAAGUUUGUCAAAAACAUUUGUAUUAAAGUAUCAUUUAAUAUCAACAUUCAGUUCAUCACUUCAGAAAGUUCUCAGCACUGUUGAAAGUUUUGAUAUAGGGUUUGCUGCAGUCAAAGUAUAUUGCAACGAGGACCAGUCAAGAACGUUUGUAUCUCUUGAUGUAGAUCCAUUCAGUCAUAAAAACUUACUAAAUGUGUCAAAAAAGGUGGAUGAUGUAUUGACUGAAUUUCAGUUGCCAACAUUUUAUGAGGAUCCAUCAUUCCAUAUGAGCCUUUUGUGGACAAAUGGGAAUAAAAAAUCUGAAUUAGACACUAUUAUUGACACAUUAAAUGAUCUUCUGUUGCAGGAGAUCGAAAAAGAUUUAAGUACAGUGUUAAUUGACACAAUAAAUUGUAAAAGUGGGAACAAGUACUUUCAGUACUCAUUGGCAUAGUAGAGUAUUAAAAAAAAUUCAACAUGAAUAACCAAGACAACAGUAAAAAUAAAGUUUAUAUUAACCCAAAUUUCAAUAGGUCUCACCCAAAUUAUGGUUCCACUAAU